AUGGCUAUUCAAUGGAAGAAUGGGAAGCUUGGGUGUGUGUACUACGACCAUUUGUUCCAAACACUCUAUCUGAUGGAAGACACGCCUGAAUCGACUAGAUUUGAGUUUGUUCGCCAAUACGAGUGUAUUCGUGUGGAAAAGAGAUCUUUCAAGGAAUUCGAUUCUAGAAAAGGAAGAAUCAGUCUAUUGAACUGGUAUAUCCAUCAAUCGACUAGCCAAGAUUUCCAUAGUAGAUCCCAAGCUGCAGAAGAUUAUAGUAACAACAACAAUAACGAUGAUGACGACGAUGAUGAUAGCAAGAGAACACAAGCUAUGAUUAGACUAACUGGCCUUAUUAAUCCCCAGAGUCAUAUUACAAUUGGAUGUGCAGGUGCUCUUUUAAGCUACUUGCAGCAAAUAGAGGACUGUGCUUAUUCAACAACAUCGAGCGGAUCCAGGCUGUAUCCUCUGUCCUUGAAGACCUUUACAAAUAUUUCAAUGAUUCUUAGCAAAUUAUGUGUACAAAUCAAUGCUGAAACAUCAAAAUCCUUGAGCCUAUUUGAAAAGGAUACUCACCCGAACAUGCACCAAAAGAGAGGCAAAGAAGGCUUCUCUCUGUUUGGUGUUCUUGAUCAAACAGUUACCCCACUGGGCCACCAUCUUUUGCGCCAAUGGUUACAAAGACCAAGCCUAGACAUCAGCCUUAUCAACACAAGACAUUUGUCUGUAGAAUAUUUCUCGGGUCACGGAAGAGCCGAAAUGGUAAAAGAGCUGGUUGGAUAUCUUGGAAACAUCAAGAAUGUGGCUCGUCUCUUGGCAAACAUUAGGGAACAUCGCGCAACUCACAACGAAUGGAACCAAUUACUCAACUUUGCCUAUUAUGGUAUUCGUAUCAAUGGUCUGUUUAAGCAUUCUCCACAAUUACCUAUUAUUUCCAAGAUACAAGCCAUAGAUAAACACCUGUUGAGAACUCUUGGUACAGAUAUAAAUGAUACAAUUGACUUUGGACAGAGCUCGACUGAGAAUAGAGUGGUAGUGAACACCAGAAUCAACAAGGAUCUCGAUCUAUUAAAAAAGAAAUACGAAGCCCUCGAUGAUUAUCUGCUCAGUAUUACACAAGAUAUGAGUGCUGAUAUGCCCAUUGGCAUUGGUGCCAUGUUGAAUGUGGUGUACUUUCCACAGCUUGGCUUUCUUGUCACACUACCGUACACUAUUACAUCCUACCCAAAAGACUUUGAGCUACAAUUUACAACAGGGGAAAAUCUUUAUUUCAAGAACCCAAAGACAAAAGAGCUGGAUCAAGAUAUUGGUGAUGUACAUGCUAUGAUGAUAGGCAAACACCCUAUUCAGGAAUUGUGGGUUGAUCGAUUUAUUCCAAACGACACCCGUCUUCGUCAGGCUUCCUUUAGUGCCGAACAGCAGUCAACAAUUGACCAAGACGGGGUUGGGCCAGGGAAGGUGAUGGUCUUGAGUGGAGCAAAUUAUUCUGGGAAAAGCGUAUAUUUAAAACAGGUUGCGUUGAUCACUUUUAUGGCUCAUAUUGGCAGUUUCGUACCUGCUUCACAUGCAACUAUUGGUUUGACGGAUAGAAUAUUUACACGCAUCCAGACAUCAGAGACGAUUUCACAAGCAAGAUUACAAGUUCAAAGUGCAUUUUCAUAUGAUCUACAGCAACUUCUUCAAGCAAUAACUUACUCUACCAGCCAUAGUCUGGUCAUUAUUGAUGAGUUUGGCAAGGGAACAUCAUCUUCGGAUGGUAUUGGACUAUUCUGUGCAGUAUUGGAAGAGUUUCUAUCCAAAAAAGCCCGGUGCCCAAAAGUGAUUGCGAGUACUCACUUUCAUGAGAUCAUAUCUAGGCAACUACUGCGCCCUGAUGGAUCGAUUGGCUUCUACACCACACAGAUCAUCAUAAAUCAGCAAACCAAUGGUUCUGAAUCUGAACCUUGUGAAACAGAUAGAGUCAAAGACAUUGUGUUUCUGUACCAGAUAGUUCCUGGUGUAGGGUUGAGUGGCUCAUACGGUGCUUGGUGUGCAUCACUUGCAGGAAUACCACCUAAAACUGUCAACAGAGACAAGAAAGAAAGUAAAGGAGAUAAUCUAAUAUUUACAGGUGUAGCGUUGUACUUGUCAGACAGGUUUGGUAGUCAACAGCCAAUCGAACCGCUUGAGAGUGAACGGGAGUUUGGUAUAUUUAAACAGCUGGAAGACUACAGUGAGGAGUUCCUGAUGAUCCCUGUGAGGAAGGACAGCCAGGGUCUUACACAACACCGAGAUUUGAUCAAAUCUAUAAGUGAUUUGUUCUCAAUAAACCAAGAAUAA
Messenger RNA from Phycomyces blakesleeanus NRRL 1555(-), 2298 nucleotides. RefSeq lists its product as hypothetical. The coding region runs from base 1 to 2298 and encodes 765 amino acids. The record is from RefSeq and is a predicted model, not a curated record. Gene Ontology annotation, cellular component: nucleus. Gene Ontology annotation, biological process: mismatch repair; chiasma assembly. The transcript is spliced from 20 exons. Gene Ontology annotation, molecular function: ATP-dependent DNA damage sensor activity; mismatched DNA binding; ATP binding. NCBI's taxonomy places the organism in Eukaryota, Fungi, Mucoromycota, Mucoromycetes, Mucorales, Phycomycetaceae.